Symbiodinium pilosum is the source of this 3813-nucleotide messenger RNA. NCBI's taxonomy places the organism in Eukaryota, Dinophyceae, Suessiales, Symbiodiniaceae. The record is from the annotation of a GenBank genome assembly.
AUGGCGCUCACAGAAAACGGCACGCUGAUUCUGGGCACCCGCCGGGCCGGCAAUGUGUACGCGAUACCUGAUGCGCUGACUGACCCCGACCCUGAAGUCAUUACCCUGCUGGAAGACCUGCGCAUGCCCAGUGGUGUGGCGGUUCACAAUGGCGAUUUGUACAUUGGCGCGGUAGAUCGGAUUCUGAAAGUGACCGCCAUUGAUACGCAGCUGAAACCGAACGUGCCUUACCAGGUGAUCACCGAUCAGCUGCCGGGCGAAUCUCAUCAUGGCUGGAAGUAUCUGAAGUUUGGGCCUGACAACGCCCUUUAUGUGCCUGUGGGUGCACCGUGCAACAUCUGCCUGUCGCCAGACCCGCGCUUCGCCAGCCUUCUGAAGAUGAACCCGGCCAACGGCGAGACAACCAUCUAUGCCCACGGCAUCCGAAACACAGUCGGUUUUGCAUGGCAUCCAGAAGAUGACAGUUUGUGGAUCAGCGACAAUGGCCGCGACAUGAUGGGUGACGAUGUACCCCCUGAAGAGCUCAACAUUGCCACCGGCCCAGGCCAGCACUUUGGCUACCCUUUCAUCCAUGGCGACGACAUUGCUGACCCUGAAUUUGGCGACCACAAAGACCGCGCAGCGCACGUCUUCACAGCCCCAGCCCUCAACAUACAAGCACACAGUGCUGCCCUGGGCAUUACCUUCUAUAACGACACACAAUUCCCGCAGGACUAUAAAAAUGCCGUCUUCAUUGCUGAACAUGGCUCCUGGAACAGAACCGAAAAAGUCGGCUACCAGGUCAGUGUGGUGCUGAAAAAGGCUGACGGUGUACUGUCUUAUCAACCCUUUGUGACCGGCUGGCUGAAAGGCCAGGAGAACUGGGGGCGCCCCAACGAUGUGCUGGUGGCACCCGAUGGCAGCCUGCUGAUUUCUGACGAUCAAGGCGGCCUGGUUUACCGCGUACGUUAUACCGACGGCCUGGCACAACUCGGCGUGGAACAUGUAUUUGCCAUCGUCAGCAUCCACAACAUGCCGAUCCUGGAUGCCAUCAACCGCCUGGGCAAAACCAGAAUCAUAGACGUUCGCCAUGAGCAGGCGGGCACCCAUGCCGCGGAUGGGUAUGCCCGCGCCAGCGGCAAACUGGGCGUCAUGAUCGCCUCUACCGGGCCAGGUACGUCCAACACGGUCACCGGUCUCUAUGAGGCUCAAUACGGAUCUUCCCGGGUACUGGUGAUUACCGGCCAGGCAGAAACCGGGUUCUAUGGCAAAGGUCUGGCUUACGUCCACGAAGCUGAAAACCAGGUACCGAUGCUGGCCAGCGUCUGUCGACGCGUUGAAAGCCCGCGCCAUGUCUCACAGCUGGCUUCUGCAUUUGCACAGGUGAUCGACGAUAUGUUCACCGGUCGCCCGGCGCCAGGAGCGCUGGAAAUCCCGAUCGAUCUGCAAUAUGCGACUGCUGAAGCCGCCACCUUCAGCUUCCCGGAGCAGAGCAGAUUUGAACCUGAUGAGCAGCUCAUCGAUCAGGCGGUUGCAAAAAUAAAACAAAGCAGCCGACGGAUUAUUGUGGCUGGUGGCGGCGUGAUUGCUGCCGGCGCCAGUGAAGCGCUGCAAAAACUCGCGCGUAAGCUUGAUUGCCCGAUACUGACCACCGUCGACGGACGCGGCGUGAUUGCAGAGGAUGACCCUCUGUGUGUCGGCAAUUAUUACAAUAGCGCAGGUAUUUACAAUGCCAUCCAGGGUGCCGAUUUAACCAUCGCCAUCGGCACCAAGUUUGCCGUUGGGGUGGAUGGCCAGUUUCAGGCACAAACCCCACCGGGGGAAAUGAUUCAGAUCGAUAUCGACGGCAAUAUGAUCGGCCGCACCCAUCGGGCACAUCUGGGUAUUCUGGCGGACGCCAACCUUGCACUCACCGCCCUGAACGCAGGUCUGGAUGACCUGUUGCCCAACGAUGGCCAGUUCAACCAGACCAUCUGGGAAGCGCGCGAUGGCGUGCGCGGCGCCAUGCGCAAGCGGUUAGGUGAAGACUGGCCCCAGGUGAUGGACGCCAUACGCGCCAAAUUGCCACGUGACAGCGUCUUUGUGCGGGACCAGACCAUAUCCGCAUACAACUGGGGUAAUCAGCAGUUCCCUAUCUACGAACCGCGCACGUCUAUCAACCCAACCUCUGGCGCUAUUGGCCCGGGUUUCCCAAUGAGCGUGGGGGCUGCUGUGGCCACCGGGCGCAAAACCGUUGUCAUCCACGGUGAUGGUGGUUUCAUGUUCCAUGCCACUGAACUGGCCACCGCAGCGCAGUAUCAACUGCCUUUGAUCGUGUGUGUGUUUAACGAUUCCGGCUACGGCGUGCUGCGCUGGCUGCAGGACAAUCGCUUUGGACGCAUCAAUGAAACCGACCUGGGCAAGGUGGCAUUUGCGCAGAUGGCACAAAGCAUGGGGGUGCCCGGUGAGCGGGUGGCCAGCGUCGAGGAAUUUUCAAACGCCUUUGAUAGCGCCAUGGCUGCCAGCGGCCCUUAUCUGAUCGAUGUUGAUAUGGAACACUUCGCGCCGAUGGAAAUUUCAGUCAUGCCGAAACAGAAAAAAGAAGUCGACCUGCGCGAAGUCACAACCAUGAGCGAAAAACUGGCCGGGAGCAUCUUUGUGCGCGUGGAAAUCACUACCGCUUAUUUGAUGAAUUUAAAUCUGACGCCCGAACAGGACCUGAUUAUUGGCAUGGUGCGUAAAUUUGUGCGUGAAGAGAUCAUCCCGUUGGAGAUGCACCUCGAUCCCGACGCAGAUGAAUUAGCUCCAGACGACAAAGCCCGACUGAUCGAAAAAACCAAAGAAAUGGGAUUAUAUGGCCUGGACAUUCCGCCUGCUUAUGGUGGCCCGGAAAUUGAUCUGGUAACCCGCACAUUAAUUGCAGUGGAAAUGUCGCAACAUCGCGCCGGCCUGUACGCGCCCUGUUAUGGCACGUUCGGUGGCGCAGGACUUGCGCAGCUGUUCGAGGCCACAGAGGAUCAGAAGGAACGUUACCUCUAUCCCACUCUGCGCGGCGAAAAGCGCGGUUUUUUCGGGCUGUCGGAACCCUCCGGAGGCUCAGACCCAGCCCGCGCAAUACAGACUAAAGCUGUGCAGGAUGGUGAAGACUGGGUCAUCAACGGCGGCAAGUUAUGGAUCAGCGGCGCUGACCGCGCUGACUUUGGCCUGGUAUUCGCCCGCACUGACAGCGAUCAGGGGCGCAACGGCGUCACCUGUUUCAUCGUCGAUACGGAUACUCCAGGGUUCCAUGUGCGGCGCAUCGUGCACACCCUGCGCUCUGCACAUUACGCCACGGAACUGCAGUUCGAAGAUAUGCGCGUACCUGCCAGCAACAUUCUGGGCAAACUCAAUCGCGGCUUUGCCAUCGCCAACGACCGUCUGACCCGACAACGCAUUCCUUAUGCGGCGGGUUGUAUUGGGGUUGCCAUCAAAGCACAGGAAAUGGCGUUGGAAUACGUGCCACAGCGGGAGACUUUUGGCGCGCCGCUGUCUUCUCGACAGGCCAUUCAGUGGAUGCUGGUCGACAACGAUAUCGACAUCAAACAGUCACUCUGGUUGACCCUGGAAGCCGCCAACAAAGCUGAACAGGGCGAAGUGUUCCGCAAAGAAGCCGCCAUAGCCAAACUGGUGGCCACCGAAGCGGGUGGUCGGGUUGUUGACCGGUGUAUGCAGAUGUUUGGUGGCUUAGGGGUCGCUAAAGAUCUGCCGUUUGAACGCUGGUUUCGCGAAAUGCGCAUUCGACGUAUUGGUGAAGGCCCCUCGGAGGUGCAGCGUCAUGUCAUUGCCCGGGAGCUGCUGGGUGCUUCGCUGCGCUGA